UCCACCACAUGUCUAAUAUUAUAUCUAUGUCGCGCGCCUGAUGUUCCUGUUUUGUGUCAGCUGUGUCGCGGAUAAAUUAAUCUUGGCUUAAUAAUUAUUACACAAUCAUUAUAUAUUUGAUUACCUUCCUGCAUAUAGCGCCAUCGAUUGCUCACACAUUGGGAACACUUCCACUUACAGAAUGUGUCAGUCACACACACUCACACAUAAACCAAGGUUUAUACGGCGUCCAAUGCCAUGCCUCCCUACCCCAAGGGGUAUCCCACACUCCACAAUAAACUACACGCACAGAAAAAGCUCGGAAAAUGUGGGACGACUAUAAAAGUUAGUUCUUGUGGAGUCUGCAUAUUGGAGGUGGCACUGAAAAUCUCCGGAGUAAAAUUUUCCGAGAUUUUGUCUCAGUGGGUGAACAUUCCGCAUUUGGGGAGAGAGAGAGGAGGAGCACAAUUAAAAAUAAUUUCUGUCCAUGCAUUGUUCAUCAGUUGAUGACCAGAACGUUAUUUU
Molecule: messenger RNA, 504 nt
Organism: Spathaspora passalidarum NRRL Y-27907
Lineage: Eukaryota; Fungi; Ascomycota; Pichiomycetes; Serinales; Debaryomycetaceae
Exons: 1
Coding region: 238-486 (82 amino acids)
Source: RefSeq, a predicted model, not a curated record